Messenger RNA from Tricharina praecox, 475 nucleotides. RefSeq lists its product as uncharacterized. The transcript is spliced from 2 exons. The record is from RefSeq and is a predicted model, not a curated record. The coding region runs from base 12 to 386 and encodes 124 amino acids. NCBI's taxonomy places the organism in Eukaryota, Fungi, Ascomycota, Pezizomycetes, Pezizales, Pyronemataceae.
CAAUCCAUUCAAUGCUCGCACUCCGAAACAUCCUCAGCAAACCUACUACUAUCACCGUACCACUCACAACAUCACAAAUCCGCACAUUCACGAUGACUUCCCGCAAGCUCGCCGGCAGCGAUAACCCUAUCCACCGUGCCGCCGAAAAUAUCGGCGAGAAGAAGGACACCAAUCCGAAGAACCCCUCGAUCUUGUCGUCCGGAGGAGCCAUUGGCCGGCAGUUCAACCCCGAUGGAACUCUCGGGUCCAUCCCCCAGGCUAUGGGCGGCCCCUUGGACAAGGACGGCAUCAUCGGAUCGCAGUUUAAUGCCGCCAAGGGAGGUAUUGCCGGCACCGUCGAGAAGGCGGUUGAUGGGCCUAGCCAGCCAGCGAAAGGGACAAAGUAGUAGGAUGGUUCCGGAGAAGUGAGAAGUUUCGGCAAGGAAGUCGGGCUAUGUUAUCAGGAAUCAUUGUAUGAUAUAAUAAUGGAUAGGAA